This is a messenger RNA of Ceutorhynchus assimilis (cabbage seed weevil), 3544 nucleotides long. The record is from the annotation of a GenBank genome assembly. NCBI's taxonomy places the organism in Eukaryota, Metazoa, Arthropoda, Insecta, Coleoptera, Curculionidae.
CGUAAUUUGGAACCACCAAAAAGAAUGAAAUAAAUUGUGCAAAAUAUGGCAACAACGAGGGAAGUCGGUGUGGGCGAUUUUGUCCUUAUGGACAAAAUCGACUUGGACAAUUUUAUGCAAAAUUUGGAAAUCAGGUUUAAAAAUGGGUUAAUCUACACUUAUAUAGGAGAAGUAUGCGUUUCUGUGAAUCCUUACAGAUCAAUGAAUAUCUAUGACCAAUCCUAUGUGAGCAAAUAUAAAGGCAGAGAACUAUUCGAGAAUCCACCUCACAUUUUCGCCAUAGCCGAUGCUUCCCAUAAAGUAAUGAAACAACAAGGCAGGGAUACUUGUAUCGUAAUCAGUGGAGAAUCGGGAUCAGGCAAAACUGAAGCUUCCAAAAUUAUUAUGAAGUACAUUGCCGCAGUAACUAAUCAAGAGGGUAAACAUGAAAUCGAACGAGUUAAAAACGUCUUGAUCCAAUCAAAUGCAAUCCUGGAAGCCUUUGGAAAUGCGAAAACCAACAGAAACGACAAUUCUUCAAGAUUUGGUAAAUACAUGGAUAUACAUUUCGAUUUCAAAGGAGACCCUAUUGGAGGCCACAUAAGCAAUUAUUUACUGGAAAAAUCCAGAGUCACAACACAGCAACCUGGCGAAAGAAAUUUUCAUUGUUUUUAUCAACUUCUCAUUGGAGCCAAUGACGAUUUACUAAAAAGACUGAACAUAUCUAGAAGCCCGGACAAGUAUUUCUACAUUAAACAAGGUAAUGCUGCCAGGGUUGAAAGUAUCAACGACAAGACGCUUUUUCGGGACAUGACAAUGUCCUUAAACACUUUACAGUUUAGUAAAGAGGAUCAGGAUACUUUGUGGAAAGUUGUAGCGGCAAUACUGCAUCUUGGAAAUGUCGAAUUUGAUAUUGUCGAAGAUAAAUUGGAGCUUAAACAGUCUAAGCAUGUGGAUGAUGUGGCUUCUUUGUUACAGGUAAAAAAGAAAGAUUUAGAAGUAGCUCUAUGUGAAAGAGUCAUAGCAGCCAGAGGCGACAUAAUGCGUAAAGAACAUACAGAAUCCGAAGCCUCCUUUGGCCGGGACGCUUUUUCCAAGGCAAUCUACGAAAGACUUUUCAGCUGGAUCGUCAAAAGAAUCAAUUCCGCCAUAAGCGUAGAUUCGCAAAACUUCCAAAAAAUCUACAAGAGCUCUUUAAUAGGAGUUUUGGACAUUUACGGUUUCGAGAUUUUUGAUAAUAAUAGUUUCGAGCAAUUUUGUAUUAACUAUUGUAACGAAAAACUACAACAAUUAUUCAUCGAGUUGGUUCUAAAACAAGAACAAGAAGAAUACAAUCGAGAAGGCAUCGAAUGGACAAAUAUUGAGUAUUUUAACAAUCAGAUUAUUUGUGAUUUAGUUGAGGCACCACACAAAGGUGUUAUGGCAAUCAUGGACGAUGCCAGCAAAAUGACUGCCGAAAAAAUAACAGACGAAUUAUUAUUGGAAGCAAUGGACAAACAACUAAAAGGCCACAAACAUUUCACUUCGAGGCAAACGAAGACUACUGAGAAAAAUUUAAGGCAUAAAAUUGAUUUUAGAAUUACUCAUUAUGCUGGAGAUGUUACUUAUUGCAUUAUUGGUUUUUUGGACAAAAACAAGGACACUUUGUUCCAAGACUUUAAAAGACUGCUUUACAAUUCAAACGAUAAAAAUUUAAAAGAAAUGUGGCCAGAGGGUGCUCAACACAUUACACAAAUUACCAAAAGACCUCCAACAGCAGGUACCUUAUUUAAAACCUCAAUGCAAGAACUAGUAAAAACUCUAAUAAGCAAAGAGCCUCACUACGUAAGAUGUAUAAAACCAAACGAAGUAAAAUCAGCUUCAGCAUUUGACUAUGAAAGAGUGAAACAUCAAGUCAACUAUUUAGGCCUACUAGAAAAUGUUAGAGUGAGAAGGGCAGGCUUUGCUCACAGGCAAAGAUACGACAAAUUCCUCAAAAGAUACAAAAUGAUAUCACAUUACACUUGGCCUAAUUAUCGAAGAGGAUCAGACAAAGACGGCGUCCAAAUGCUUAUGAAGGAAACCGGAUUUGAUAGCGAUGUAAAAUAUGGCAAAACAAAAUUGUUUAUAAGAUCUCCAAGAACUUUAUUUGCUUUGGAGAAUUCCAGAAAUGAACUUUUGCCUAGUAUAGUUACUUUGAUACAGAAAACUUGGAGAGGAUAUAAGGCUAGGCAGUUGUACAAAAAAAUGAAGGCCUUAAUGGUGAUGAUUAAAGCCUACAGACUUAAGAAAAUGAGGGUGUAUAUUAAUCAGCUUUAUGCUAAGUUCCAUAAGGCGAAAUCUAUGAGGGAUUAUGGUAAAAGUGUUAUAUGGCCUGCACCUCCAAAGGCCUUACAUGAUACAGCAAGAUUAUUCCGUAUGGCAUUCAACAGAUGGCGAGCCUACAUGAUUCUGAGCAAAGUACCGAAACCCGAUUGGGCUCAGAUGAAACUGAAAAUUUCCGCUGCCAGUGUGCUGAUCAACAAACGAGCUCAUUACGGUAUCAACAGGAAAUGGGAAGGCAAUUACUUAUCCCGGCUGGAUGAAAACAGUAAUUAUCCAACAUUCAACGAGGCUGUUAAUAAUUUAAGAAACACUAAACAUUUCGGACAAGUUUUGUUUAGUUCUUAUGUAACAAAAUUCAAUAAGUUCAAUAAAGUGGCUGAAAGAAUUAUGAUUGUAACAGACCAAUACAUUUUCAAAUUGGACUGUGAAAAGUUUAGAAACAUGAAAGAAGGAGUUCCGUUGAAAGAUUUAACUGGAAUAAGCGUUAGUCCUGGACAAGACCAACUAAUAGUCCUACAUUGUCCUAAUGGUAACGACUUAGUUGUGUCCUUGCAUUGCUUGAAACAAGAAGAUAGAGUUGGAGAAUGCGUCGGGACUAUUUGCAAUAAAUUUUAUCAAUUACGAAACACAGACUUACCAGUUAAAGUAAGCAAAACAAUUCAAUGUUGUUUAGGGGGUAAGCAGCGCAUGAUCAACAUACAAGUUUCGGCCGAAAUUCAAAAUGCUUCUUUUAAAAAAGACGGCAGCAAUAUUGCUUACGUGUUGCCAUCGGAUUUUGCCAUUUUGGAAAACGGGAAUCAUCAUUUGAAGAAUUAAUAAGUGCCUUAAUGAAAACCCUGAGAAGUCUUUAUUGUGUGCUAUAUAAAUUUAUCUGUGUUAAUGCUUUUGAAGCUUUCGUUUAUGUACUUAGAAGCUGUUGCUUAUUGCAAAAACUCCAAAACAAAUUAUAAAUUAUGUACUUCCAUUAUUAAUUAUUGCAUUUUACUUUUUUAAAUUAUGUAAUUAAUUUCUCUCUUUUAAAGUGUGAGGGAAACAAAACUUUUUGUUGUUUGUGCCAUUUUAUAUUUUUUUUUGUAUUGAGUCAGUUAAUGUGCCUUUAUAAUAGUUAUUUAUGUAUCAAGGGAUGUAUGAUGAGGGUGUUAAUACCCCAGGGCAAAGUUUAUGUCCCGGACACCAACACCUUAUAAUUUCCGUGGUACAUAGAUAAAAGUAUUUUUUUUCCAGAUAAAUUGAAAAUAAAUUUAAUUUUUAUUAUAAUACC